UCAUCCAUUUGCUUAUGGUAGCAAGCUGUAAAAAAGGCAAUUGUUUUCAUUAAACCAGAGAAAAACAGCAUUUUCAUUUUCAUAUUCAUUUGCUCUCAGCCAAAUAAGUUAUCAAGAGAGAAUUCAUUUACUGAAAAAGAAGAAGAAGAAGAUAUGGCAGAGGCUGUUGUUUCCUUUGUGACUGAAAGGAUUGGAGACUUGUUACUUGGUGAAGCUAAAUUCUUGUCUGGAGUCGAAGGCCAAGUGGAGAAUGCGAAGAUCAAGCUGGAGUUCAUAAGCUGCUUCUUAAGAGAUGCUGAUGCUCAAGGAAGAGAUGGCAACGAGACAGUGAGCCUUUGGGUUGCCAAAGUCAGAGAUACUUCUUAUGCUUUGGAGGAUGUUAUUGAAACUUACGUCUUGAAAGUGGCUUUGAAGAGGAACACAGGUGUGAUAAGUGUACUGAAAAGGUCUGUUUGCAUCUUCAAGAAAGGAAUUGAUGUCCAUAAAGUUGGAUUAAAUAUUGAGAAGAUCUCAUCUACCAUAGCUGAUUUGAAGUCGAAUCUUCAAACAUUUGGCCUAAGGGAAUCAACGGCCAAGGAAGGUGAAACUUCAUCAAACAACGCCCAACUGCAAAGAGAGCUGAGGAAGGCUUAUUCUCAUGUUGUGGAGCGUCAUGUUGUUGGAUUCGACAAAGACAUCAAAAAAUUGGUAGCCCUUUUGACUGUGAAGGAGAAUUCUGAUAAGCCCAGGGUGAUCGCUAUCUGUGGGAUCGGUGGUUUGGGGAAGACCACUCUUGCAAGAAAGGUUUAUCACCAUCCUGAUGUUAGGGAACAUUUUGAUUGUUUUGCUUGGACCUCAAUAUCUCAACAAUGUGCAGUACGACAAGUAUGGGAAGAGAUUUUCUUUGGUUUGACUUCUCCCACGCAAGAAAAAAGAGAUGGAAUCAAAAAGAUGGCGGAGAAAGAAGUAGCAAAGGAGCUUUACAACCUUCAAAAACAAAGGAAAUGUUUGAUACUCCUCGAUGAUAUUUGGACCACUUCAACCUGGGAUCGUCUAAGACCUGCUUUCCCUCAAGAUGAAACCGACAGCCAGAUUUUACUCACUACUCGAAUAAAGUCUGUAGCUUUGCAUGCGGAUCAAAAUGGUUACAUCCACGAACCUGAGUGUCUCAACGAGAACGAGAGCUGGGAGCUAUUUCAUAAAAAAUCUUCAUGUUUUGGAGAGGAUCCAACAGAUAAUGAAAGAAUGGAAGCACUAGGGCGAGAGAUGCUUAGACAUUGCUCUGGAUUGCCAUUAGCCAUCAUUGUCCUCGGUGGGCUUCUAUCUACGAAACACACAGUUAAUGAGUGGGAGGAGAUGAGAAGAAAUGUGAUGAGAUACAUAAUUAAUGGCAGAGAGCAUGGUAACUCAGAAUACAAUAGUGUCUCAUGGGUUUUAGGUUUGAGUUACGAUGAGUUGCCAUUUUACUUAAAGCCUUGUUUUCUCUAUCUGGCUCGUUACCCUGAGGAUGCCAUGAUACGAGUAAAAGAAUUGUGUCUUAUGCUCAUAGCAGAAGGUUUUAUAUCCUCAAGAAGACAUUCAACGGAAACUUUAGAAGACGUGGCAUAUGAUUACUUAAGUGAGUUGGUGGAGAAGAGCAUGAUUCAGGUAGAAAAUUGGAGUUUAACAAAAAGAAUAAAAACAUUUCGUAUCCAUGAUCUUAUGCGAGAAUUCUGCAUGUCUAAAGCUCAAGAUGAGAAUUUUCUACGUUUUAUCGAUUUGAGGAAUAAUAAGGAAGAGCAACUAAAAUCUGAUUCUACUGUGGCAAGGAGAUUCGCCAUUUAUUUUGAUAAUGAUCGUGUGGGCGAUGUUAUUAGUUUUGUUAAACAUUAUAAGGGUUCGGCUAGGUGCCUUAUUGUUGAUAUUGACACCGAAAAACAAGUGUUGAGACACAUGUUCAAUAGUUUUUCCAAGCUCAGAGUUUUAAAUCUAUGUUUUUCAGGGUCUAGCGUUUGGGGAAUAAGCUUGCCUAAAGAAAUUGGAAGGCUAAUUCACCUAAGGUAUUUUAGUAUUAGUCCCAACAGUAUUAGAAUGCCAAACAUCCCAUCUUCUAUUGGCAAUUUGAGAUGCCUACAAACUUUAAAAAUACCAUUGUCUUCUCAUGAAGUACCAAAUGUAAUAUGGAAGUUGGAACAACUUAGACAUUUAGACUUGUACGUUAAUGAGAGGCUUGCUCUACUCGGUUCAUUUUAUGGAUGGUCGAAGAUAUUGAGGUUACCUAACAUUACAAAUUUACAAACAUUGGGAGGGAUUUCAAGUGACUGCUUUGAUUGUAAUGAUUUUCUAAAGUUGAGGAAUCUCAAGAAAUUAAAGAUUAGCAGGGGUGAAAAUUUGGGGAGCAUUUACAGCGACCCCCCAACUGUCACGUUUGAUUGUCUUCGGCAUUUACAGAUAUUUGCUACUCCAAGGAAAUUUUAUCCUGAAUGUGAUUUUAUAGAUAUUGUUCCUAUGAUAUUAAGCUACCCUCGAAUUUAUAAGCUUAAACUGUACUUGCCCAUUGUAAAACUGCCAGAACACAGCCAAUUCUCCCCAAACCUUGUCAAGUUACAGUUAAGGUGGAAUUUUCUUAAGCAUGAUCCAAUGCCAAUCCUAGAAAAGCUCUCCAGUUUAAGAGACCUUUCAUUAUAUAAAUGUAGUUUUGUGGGGAAUGAGAUGGUGUGCUCCAAAGGAGGUUUCCCUCGAUUGGAAUCUCUUCAGUUUAGUGAUCUUUACAAGUUAGAAGAGUGGAAGGUGGAGGAAGGGGCCUUGUCUAGUCUUCGCUCUUUGGAGAUUACAAGUUGUGGAUUGAGGAGAGUUCCGGAUGGAUUAAGAUACACUACUGCGCUUGAGGAAAUGAAGAUCACAUCUAUGCCUAGGGAAUUUAAAGAAAGGUUGGAGGAAGGAGGAGAGGAUUUCUACAAAGUCCACCACGUCCAAUCCCGUCUAUUUAGCUACUGUAAUCAUAACGAAUCCCAUUGUAAGUUCCUGAACCUGUUGAACGAAGGGCCAUAAACAGUGGCAGCAGCUAUUGCCACUACAAUGCCACCAACCAAUCCCUGUUGUUUAAGGUUCAUCCAAUGAAUCCAGUUGGUGAAUUUAGUUGGCCAGGCUUUGAACCCAAUCCAACUAUAAAUCCUGGCAGUAACGAGCUGAGACAGAGGACAAUCAAAAAAUAAAUGAUCAUGAGAUUCCUGCACCAUCUCACAAACAGGGCACAGCAAAGAGGGAAUCCUGGCACAGCAAAGCAGGCCAAUCUUAUUCAAGGUUGUUGGGCUGGAUUUAGUGGAUGAUGAAAGAAAGCCUGAAAGAACCUUUGCCCACUCCAGAUCAGUGAACCAAUGCCUUCAAUCCUGCCUUUUCUUACUAUUUGUAUUACUGUUAUGAAAAUCUCUACAAAUUAAACAAGAAUGGUACAAGCCAGGUUGCUGUCUGGAGUACCCUCUUCAUGGAAGUGGCUGGGUUAUUGUUGAAGUAAUAUCACUAAGCUUUAUUGAAACCAACAACUCAUUCUAACAUUUGGACUAAAUUAACAUUUUAUGCUGCAGUGUAUUCGUGCCAAAAAAGUUGUUGUUAGCAAUGCAUCAAUGUGGGAUACUCUAAAACUAUUACCAAGUGAUGUUGUUCCAUAGUCAUAUGUAGUCGUGUCAACACAGCUCCACAGUGCAAAUCAUUCAUUCAUCUCCAUUUGAGCUUUGAGGUAGAGGUGGAAUGUGAUAUAACAGGCAGUGAAAUAAAAUGAUGGAAUAUAAUACAAUUCGGUGUUGUUUUCAGCAUAAUUUAUUACACGCUUAUCUACCAGAGACCGAAACUUAUGAACUCUGAAAUGGACUAGACCGUCUAAGCGCCGAAUAAAAAAUCUGAAGUUCCAAAGAUCAUAGGUACAUAAAUGGAGGUUGGUUGUGAGGGUUUGAAGGUACCAUUCUCGUCCAAUGAAACGACAACUACUAUGGAUUACGACGGCCGCGGCGGUGGAUUAGCAGUGUUUAGAAGCCGGUGUAGUAGUAUUGGUGAGGAUGUGUUGGAAAAAGUUGGUGAUUGGCUAUUCAUCGAAGGAACUUUCCUCCUCUCUAUCAGUAUCGUCUUGUUUUAUUGCUCAGUUUUAAGUUUUUUCUAUAAGUUUUUUGUUUUAUGUUUUUUUAUUAAAACUAGAGACUCUGCCAUGUAUAGGCUCUUCUAGGUGAUCUAAUGAGAUUAAUAUUUGGCUGAAGCAAGCUCCAUCUUUUUGUUUUUAUUAUUAAUUAUUUUUUUAUUUUAAAAAAAGAACACUUGAAAUUAAUUAUAUAACUUUAUUCUAAUUUAUAAUAUAUUUGUUAAAAAAAUUCAUU
Molecule: messenger RNA, 4322 nt
Organism: Humulus lupulus (European hop)
Lineage: Eukaryota; Viridiplantae; Streptophyta; Magnoliopsida; Rosales; Cannabaceae
Product: putative disease resistance protein At1g50180
Exons: 5
Coding region: 154-3009 (951 amino acids)
Biological process (GO): defense response to other organism
Molecular function (GO): ADP binding
Source: RefSeq, a predicted model, not a curated record